ACGGGGAAAGCGCCGGGCCGCAGGGGAGCGGGCCUGCCUCCCGGUGGCCCCGAGCUGGGGCGGCGCCUCCCGGACUCCCCGGCCUGGGUGGUGCUGGGGACACCUCGGCUUCCGGAGGGAAGGGGGCGCGGGCCGCCGCGGGGGCUCUAGUCUCGGCCUGUGGGGUUAGGCGCCCAGGAGCCUGUGAGGCAGGGACACAGGCGACCGCUGGGUUCCGACCACAGCCCUCCGGCCACACAGCCCAGGGCAGUGGCAUGGAGCUGGUGAGCAGCCCGCUGACCACACACGUGCUGGACACCGCCGCAGGGCUCCCAGCCCAGGGCCUGUGCCUCUGUUUGUACCGGUUGGAGGACCACGGUCAGCAGUGGGCCGAGCUGAGCAAAAGCCACACAGACCCAGAUGGACGCUGCCCUGGGCUCCUGACACCAGGCCAGAUGAAGGCAGGAACCUACAAGCUAUCCUUCGACACUGAAGGCUACUGGAAGAAGAGGGGGCAGGAAAGCUUCUAUCCGUUCGUGGAGGUUGUUUUCACCAUCACAAACGAGACCCAGAAGUUCCACGUGCCUUUGCUGCUGAGCCCGUGGUCCUACACCACGUACCGAGGGAGCUAGAGGCGAGACCAGCAUGAGAAGCGCUCUCCCCCCUUCGCAAGCUGAGCUGCC
Molecule: messenger RNA, 662 nt
Organism: Tupaia belangeri chinensis (Chinese tree shrew)
Lineage: Eukaryota; Metazoa; Chordata; Mammalia; Scandentia; Tupaiidae
Product: 5-hydroxyisourate hydrolase
Exons: 4
Coding region: 255-611 (118 amino acids)
Biological process (GO): purine nucleobase metabolic process
Molecular function (GO): hydroxyisourate hydrolase activity
Source: RefSeq, a predicted model, not a curated record